Messenger RNA from Rhopilema esculentum, 5831 nucleotides. RefSeq lists its product as uncharacterized. Lineage: Eukaryota; Metazoa; Cnidaria; Scyphozoa; Rhizostomeae; Rhizostomatidae. Gene Ontology annotation, biological process: negative regulation of DNA-templated transcription. Gene Ontology annotation, cellular component: nucleus. Gene Ontology annotation, molecular function: chromatin binding; histone binding. The record is from RefSeq and is a predicted model, not a curated record.
CGACCAAUCAGGACACUCCAUUUGCUUGGAAGUCCAAAAUAGCUUAAGCAUGCGCAGUGGUACUGAUUGCAAGAUCUCGACUAUCCAAACGUGUUGGAUGGAGAAAUUACUUGAGUUUUUCAUCUAAUAUUUAAAAAUCCAUCGAGAUAUCUAAGGGCCAUGCCUGAAUGCUGACGGAGUUUGUGAAACUUCUUGCAAUGGAGGAGAAAGAAAGAAUUGUUGGCCUGACGGACUCUAGCGGUAGUGAUGGGUCUCUUUCGAAAGAUUUGUCGAAAAGAGCAGAGUUGAAUUUUUCAGCUCCAAGUCUCCCACUUGAAGAUGAUCAAAUUGACACAGGUGGCGAUCUCGAGGUAGUUGAAGAAAAUUCUCAUGGCGAGAUCACCAACAGAGGAGAGAAUAAAGAAAUCACUUCUGAUUUUGAUAACCAAAAUACAGACAGUGUUGACAAUUUGUUGAGUUGUGAAGUUGAUGCACUGAUGGUUUGUGAAAAAUGCCAUGGUCCAAUCACAAAGUUGAAAAGAUAUGGAAACAGUGGGAAGCAGUUCUGCUCAAAAAACUGUGCUCAGAGCCAAAAAAUGUCUCAGUCAGUUAUCGAUGAUGACCGGGAUAAUGAUGACAAUAAUGAUCAAUAUGAUGGAAAUAGUGCUGUACGACAGGAUAGUGUAAUCAAAGCUACCGGGGGUGUGGUGAUUGAAGAACCAAGAAGAGCAACAAAUAAGGCAGCACCUGACAAAAUCGAUCCUGUAUCCAAACAAACCAAUGAGGCUGAAACGCAAGCUGUUUCACCAUGUAAUUGGAAGGAAUACCAAGAUGAGAUGCUUAAAAGUGCUGCAAUGUUGAUCAACUUUAACAAGCUAUCAAAACCUGUAAAAGGUCUAAAACCCGGAAUGAAGCUGGAGGCCCUUGAUAAAAACAACCCAUGCAACUACUGCGUAGCCACUGUAAUCGAAAUUGUUGGCCAUCGCGUUAGAAUUCGAUAUGAUGGCUUUGGGGACAACGAUAGUCAGGACUUCUGGUGCAAUUUUCAGGCGGAGGAGCUGUACCCUAUUGGUUGGUGUGCAGAGAAUAGUUUCCCGCUUCAGCCUCCUACGGGUAUAAGCAGUACACUAGAGGACUGGAAAAUCUUCCUUACUAAAACACUCACAGGAGCCUUAGCUGCACCGAUGGACCUUUUUAGGGAGAACGAAAACAGAACGCAAGCCAAAGUUCAUAGUUUCCAGGCUGGACUGAAAGUAGAAGUCAUUCACCCUAGGAGACCGAGCAUAAUCUGUCCAGCCACAAUCACAAAGAGCCUGGGGCCUUAUCUCUACCAAGUGACUACGGAGCCACUUCCAAAUCUCCCUUCACACACGUUCUAUGGGCGAGGCGAGAGCACAGGCAUUUUUAGCUUUGGUUGGUCUACAAAGAACAGCAUUGAUCUUGCGUUGCCCUCGUAUGUCGACAGUAGUGGCUUGACCAAGGAGAAAUAUCUUGCCAUGUGUCGCAAAAAGUCUGCUCCACCUACCAAUAGUGAGAACAGACGAGUGAAGAAUGCAUUCAGAGUUGGAGAAAAGCUUGCGGCAGUCGAUCUUGAGGAGCCACAUUUGGUGCGUGUUGCCACUGUUUUCAACAUAAUUGGACGCGUACUUCUGUUGCUCUUUGAUGGACAAGGCAAAUUCCAGUACGUCGACUGUGAUAGUGAAGAUAUCUACCCUGUUGAAUGGCUUCUGAAUACCGGUCAUCCACUCUGCACACCCAAUGGAACUGUCCGCGCGUCAAAAGGAGAUUUUGCAACCGGGGUGGAGCUUACUGUUGACGAAAGUGGGCAUCGAUUUGUGACGCUGCCAUCAUUUCACACAGUUUUGGGCAAACAAGGGCCCCAUGUCAAAGAGGAGUUGAACAAGAAGCUCAAAGCCAAGGCAGAAAAUAUGUCAACGACAGUGGCUAAUGACAUUUCAACGCCAACAGUUCGAGAAAUCGUGAAAGACAAAACACAGGAAGAUCCAGAAAAACAAGACGCUUACUGUGUUUAUUUCAACAAGUCAUGUAUCAUUGGACCGUUUCUUGAUCCAGAGAAAGUUGCCAAGAUGCCGGCUACCACUGCGACCGCGAAACCCCCAGCCGCAGUGAGGUUGGCCCUUGAGCGGCUCAUAGCUGUUGCCAUCAAUCCAAGCGAAACAAUGGACGCCUUGCAAGACGGGUUUUGCGCAAAGCUGUUUUCCAGGGGAAAGAGUAAAGUCCUCAAGAAGGGCCUUUGCCGCUUCGACACUAAAGUUAGAGCCAGCAGGCUUCUUAAAAGACUAUGCAAGAAGCUGAAAAGCUGUGAAUACUUCUUGUCGUUCGAUCCUACGAAGGAGCCUUGUCCACUCGAUUGCCGCACGUCAGGUGCGACCAGCUUGGAAGGCUUCACUAUGCGCAACAUGAAAACGAAAGAAGAUUUGCUCAAAAUGGCAAGUGAAGAUUACAGGAAGAAACGAGGAAGACCACGCAAGGAUGAAUACGAUGUUAAACAUGACGUCAGCAGUAUGAAAGGGGAGUUUGUUCUUGGAAAUGAUAAUGGGGUGUCCAAAAGUGUGGCAACCACCCAAGUGCGAGUAUUGAACUUUGCAUCUUACAAUGGCCGACCAUUAGUUCCUAUUGCCCCAGGCUCCAAAGCCCCGAUCACGAUAAUGCCUGCAUCAAGUCAAGUACAUCAUGCUCGGCCCCCACCUCCGUAUGAAAUUGGCAGUCACUCUUCAUUCGUUCAUCCUGUACAUUCAAACACAGUCAUUACCAGUGCGACGCAAUCGCGAAUGGUUACCCCCGUCAACGUGAGGAUGCUCCCUCCCGGUGCCCAGUCAUCGGUUGUUUCAGGCAGUGACUUGUCUUCACCAUCCCUCACAUCCCCAAAUCUUGCGACAGUACUAGUUGUGACAAAACCCCCGGGAACCACUCACCAAGGACAGGGUCUACUCUCCCUCAGAGGAAAUGUGGCAAACCAGGGGGUGCGAUUACCUCUCUCUCCGAGUUCUCGCAAAGGCCAGAUCCAAGUUUUAGGUGGUAGUUCAAGGUCUAAAGCUCAAGGCACGAUCAAAAUACAUGGUCCUAUGUUCGACCAAGCGCCAGGGACUAUGAACCCAAUGGCCGCGAGCUCUGAACUCAAGCAAGUCCUGUCAUCAUCAACAAGGAUCGAAAACGGGGUGAAAUUCUUACAGAGAGGGCAAGCUCUGCACAUUCCUUCUCAGAGCCAGUCUAAUCCAAGUCAGAUAUACGAGACUGAUUCAAAUAUAGCAUCUGAUUUCCCCGUUUAUCGUAGCGGCAAUCUAGACUCUUUGUCAACCAACCACGGGUCGCGGUUCGGGGCCAUAAAACCGCCAAUCGAAAUUAAGAUGGAGCCUCAAGACCACCAUUUUCAGCGAUCUGAGUCAUCUCCUGUGCAGCAAAUGAGUCCGACAAUUCACAUUCACCAUCCGGCCUCCUCAACCUACCAUCACAUGUCUCAAGACGGCAUCCAAGAUGGAACAAAGUCCCUGCUGUCUGAUGGAGUAUCAAUGCAUAUUGUCGAUGAUGAAAUGGACGGUUCUGUCCACUCCAACAUGUCCCCAAAUUCGCCAAUUAAAACUAACGUUUCUAUGAAAUACGAUAUCGUUUCUCACCAUGGAAUGAAAAGACACAUGCCAAGCAGUCUGCCGAGCCACAUGAAAAAUCACCUUAAAGUUGCUACAACCAAUACUGGUGGUUCACAGUCAGCCUUGAGCCCGCUACACAGCCCACCGCCCCUUCGCCCUGCACCGUCUGGACAGCACCGAUCCAUUGCGUUACGAAGCCCCCCUAACCUUACCCCAUCAACAGUGAUUUCGCACUUCGAUUUCACACCGGUAACUACAACCACUAGUGUUAUUAGCCAGUCGGGUCGUGUUAUUCACCACCCUAGCACCCCAAUAUCUUCCAAAACUUUCUCAGAUGCAGCAAACGGCCUGGCAAAUGGGCAAGUUGUGUCACGUGAGAUGGGUACUCUAACUGCCGAUGUUCUUUCACCGAAUAUCAGCACCCCUGCUAGCAAUGGAACCAUGACGCUCACAUACAUACCGGUGAAAACACAGCCAAGUGACAAGAUUGUAUACGUACCUGUUAGUCAUAGCUUCAGUAAGGACAGACAGCAACAACCACUGCAACAUCAGCAACAACCGAUUUUCAUAUAUUCAAAGCCAGGAUCACACGGGGAGCGCUUUCAAGAUGGGAUCCCUGGUGGCGGACAUCGAUCACACCACAAGAUUCCAAUUUCGUCAUUAGAGGAAAUCAGUCAUCAGCCCUAUUCUGGGGUCACUAGAAAAUUUACAGUUAGGACUCUCCAAAGAGAUUCCAAUAACGGGCCACUUUCUUCUGGGCUUACCACGGUCCGAAUACAAGGCUCUAAAUUAAAUACAAUCAGGUCUAACAGUUCACAAAGCUUUCAAGACGUCGCCUACUACACACCGAAAAAUACGUCACCUGGGAAUUUAUCUGAGAAGUCUUCGAAUUACAGAGUAAAUGAAAAUGAAAUUGUGGCACGUCACAGGACGAUUGAGGCACUAAAACAUGGAACGGAAAGUACGAUUCAAGGAGACUCUCGUUUGGACAAUGAAGUCUCGUUUUAUAAUUCGAAUAAUUCGAGCUAUGGUGAAAUAUCUGGUGAUGAUGAUGAUGAUUAUGAUUGCAAUGAGGAUGGCGACUUUGGUUGUGAAGAAUUUUCAGAUGAGGUCAUUGAAAGUGAAGUUAAUGCGAGCAAUGGGAAUCAAGCGACUCAUGGACAGGGCCUCGGGAUGCACGCGCGACAACGCAUAAAGAAACGCUUGCUGUCGAGACAAAAGGGAAUUGUCAGUGCACAGUUUAAAGUCAAAUACAAGCAAGCCUUAGAGCAAGCAAAGUUUUUGCGCGAAAGAAGACCGUCGUUUUCAUCGCUGCAGUCACAGGGAAGAACAACAGACAUCCCGGAGCAGGCGUCCAUCUCUCGAGAAGAAUCAUGCAUUUAUAAUUUAGAAGCAAGUCCUGUUUCAAAAGCAAGCUAUGAUUGCGGGACACCCGCGGGUUGUCACCCGAAAGUUAGUGACAGUGACAUUCAUGGUCAGUCAGGGCUAUUGGAAUUAAGAGACGAAAAGUUUAGGGCCAAUGCUAGUGGGUUUGGAAACUAUGAUGCACAGGCGAGUCUUGGACAUGAAAGUAUUUUGGAAAGAGGCCUCUCGCCGCCAUCUGGAAACGGUUCAAAACAUUCACAGCAAGAUACAGGAAAAAUUGAAAUGAAUGGAUUAAAAAGGAAAAGGCUGGAGAAUGAAUUUGUGCUCGACCACUGGGAUGCUUCAGAGGACGCGAAAAUAAGAAAGAAAAAGAAGAUAAGUACUGCGUCAGCGAAUCUUACAAAAUAUCUAACGGACCCCCUGGAUAAAGUCAAAUUGCCAGGAAAUCCCGCUUCAUGGAGCGAGGAAGAUGUUGCCAGCUUUUUAAACGCGACUGAUUGCUCUGAGUAUGCAGAGACGCUCAAAGACCAGGAGAUUGAUGGCAGUGCAUUGUUGCUGUUAACGCGAGAAUCCUUGAUGGAAUUCGCUGGUAUGAAACUCGGACCGGCCCUUAAGAUAUGUGGCUAUGUUGCGACGUUAAAAGGCAGAAUACGAAUGCAACAGAAUAUUGCUCUUAUUCAAGGCUGAAGGCAGUUGGUAUAAAGAGUCUGUAUAUUGCAAGCUGUAUCCCUUCAAGGAAUUGUAUGGACAAUUAACGGAACUUUUGAAUUUACUUACAGAUAAGGAUUUGCUGUUUUGUUACCCAGAAUGUAUACCCCGACAUUAUAAACCCUGUUUUUCAUAUCAGUUUUGCCUUUUUGAUCACAUUUAUGGUAAAAA